AAGAGGCGCGGAGCAGUGCACGUGGAUGGUGUAACUGAGGGAGGGUUCAUGGCUAGUUCCGUGGGUCUGGCGUUGUGCGGGCAGGCGCUGGUUGUGCGGGGCGGCAGCCGAUUCCUGGCCACGUCCACUGCGAGCAGUGAUGAUGGCAGCCUCUUCACAUAUGAUUGCAGUGCUGCAGAAAAGAAGGUGCAAGAGAAUAAAGGGGAGGACGGACAGCCCAUUGACCAGGGGAGUGACACGAUUCUGGCGUCCACCUUCUCCAAGUCUGGCAGCUAUUUUGCUUUAACUGAUGACAGUAAGCGUCUGAUUCUUUUCAGUACAAAACCAUGGCAAUGUCUGAGUGUCAGGUCCGUGGUAAGGCGGUGCACAGCCCUGACCUUCACAGCAUCUGAGCAGAGGGUCUUGGUGGCUGACAAGUCUGGUGAUGUCUACUCCUUCUCGGUGCUGGAGCCACAUGAGUGUGGCAGGCUUGAGCUCGGUCACCUGUCCAUGCUCCUGGACGUGGCCCUGAGUCCUGAUGACCGCUUCGUGCUCACUGCCGACCGGGAUGAGAAGAUCCGCGUCAGCUGGGCCGAGGCACCACACUGCAUCGAGUCCUUUUGCCUGGGGCACACAGAGUUUGUGAGCCGCAUCUUGGUGGUGCCUGGCCAUCCGGAGCUGCUGCUGUCCUCUUCUGGGGACUGCACCCUGAGGCUCUGGGAGUACAAGAACGGCCGCCAGCUGUAUUGCUGUGACCUAGCCAGUCUACAGGAGCCAGCCGAGCCCCAGGGCCACAAGAGGUUUGCCGUGUCCAGGAUUGUGUUCUGGAGCCAGGAGAGCUGUGUGGCGCUUCUGUGUGACUGCCUUCCGGUGGUCUUCGUGUUCCACCUCAGUGCCUGCAGACAGCAGCUGGUGUUCAAACAGCAGCUGAAGUUCCCGCAUCAUGUGUGGGACAUUGCGUUUGAGGAGGCACAGGGGCUGUGGGUCCUUCAGGACUGUCGUGAGGCGCCCCUGGCACUCUGGAGGCCUGCAGGUGGCCAGUGGCAGCCUGUUCCUGACAGUGCCGUGUCCCAGAGACUCUGCGGUUAUCUCCAAGGCAGCUGGGCAGUGUUGGAAGGCUCUGCCACUGUGGAUGAUGGCUUUUGUGGUCUCUACAAGGCGACCUUCGACAACAUGAGCUCCUACCUGAAGAAGAAGGAGGAACGACUACAUCAGCAGCAAGAAAAGAAGCGGCAGCGGAGCCCUCCACUGGCCGCCCCAGGACGAACCAAGAAGACACGGCCUGGGCGGGCAGCCUUGGGGUGCUGACCUUCAACCUGGGGACAGCUCUUGGCUUUCUGUGCUCCUGAGGGCAGCCGGUGGCCCCUGCUGGCUCAGCUGUGCUGUUUGGACUCUGGGUUCUGCACAGGCCCUUGCCUCUGCCAGCCUUUCUGGUGGGCUGACAUUGUGAGCACUUCUCUUCAUGUUGGUGUGCUCACACUUGCACUGGCUCAGGUUCCCUCCAUGCCCAGCUGCUGUCCAUGCUGGCCAUCCUCGUCAGAUGCAGCUUCCUGUGUGGAAAUCUGCGGGUGCCACUGAGUUGUUAGGCCGUUGCUGCCGCCACCUCCAGGCAGUGUUCCACAUAGCAGCCCCUGAAUCUUGAGUAUAGGUGAACGUCAGUGGCUCUAUGACUCUGCAUGGUUCCUAUGCUUAGUAGCUGCCUGUGAUGCCUGGCUCCAUGGUGACCACUGUCUGGGCUGUGCAGGAAGGUCUUGUCUGUUCUUGAGCUGGGAAGGGACCCUGCUGUCGGCCUGGAUCUUGCACCUUGGUGGGGACAGUUGUUGAUGCUGCCCUCAGCUUUCUGGGUCUGUGACUUUGUUCUGUGCACACUGCAGGGUUCCAACCAUCCAGCAGUAAAGAGGUGCUUUCUCUGUCCUGGGGUUCAGAUGCAGCUGGUAUCUGGUCUUAAGCUUCUUGGUGCAUGCACAGCUGCAGCUGGUGGCUAGAUGUGUGAUUCCCGGAGCCAGGCUUUGCCCGCUGUCCCUGUCUUGGUACUGCACAAUACUGUGUCAGUGACAACAUGGCUGCCCAGAAAUGGUCCUGAUUCGAGGCCGCCACACCUCCAUUUCUUAAGUGCCUUGUGUCCCAAUUCCAUCUGGGGGCAGUGCUGUUGGUGACUGGUAGGCCACUCCCUUCCCGGCUCAGGGUGGAGGGGUCCACACCCCGCAGACCGUGGCAUAUGCAUAGCACCUGUUCUUAGUAAUCGGUUCUUGGCUUUCGAAAAAAUCUAGGCCUGGUCUGAUGGUGCCCUGAUUUGACAUAGGGCUCCUCAGGGAUAAGGAAGAGGCUCAGGGGUGGCCUGCUUGAUGCCUGGCUCUACACACAAGCAUGCAUAGAUCUGCAACCAAGCCCUGUGGGCUGGAUUUUGCCCAUUGCCUGAUAUGAGCAGGUGCUGCUUGUUUUAUGAUGUGAAAAUCAUGUUCAAAGCUCAGAGUCUGGGAGUACUGUACGCUUCUGACAUAACUGCUGUGCUCUGUGCUAUGACUACAGGAAUGAGAUCGGAAGCCCCAGAGGCUGCCAGGCCUGCAGUAUUUAGUGUGUGCCCCUCACAGAGAAGUUUCCUGGUCCAUCUUGAGUUCUUUUUAGAAUUGUGGAUUUUCGGUCGAGCCUGAAAUAGGAGGAUCACUGCAAGUUUGAGACCAGCCUAAAGCAUGUAGUGAGACCUUGCGCCCCCCAAAAUGGUGUACUGGUUACUUCUUUAGAAAAGGCUGUUCUGUUUGUUGGUCCCUAGUUCUCCAUCUUGGUCCUUUGUCAUAUGUUUUCUUGGGCCAGGCCAAGUGCACACCUGUGGCGCCCAGCCCUCACCCUGGACCACCUCUGUGAUCCCUUGGGUAGGAUGAGGAUCUGGCUCCAGGGCCCAGCCCAGGGCAUUGCUGAGCUAGCCAGUGGGGAGGCUCCUAGCUAUGCAGCAGUGCAGGGGAGCCUCAAAGGGGAGACUGGAGCCAGGGGACAUAGUGGCACCAGCAGCCAGUGUGAGUGGAGAAGGGGUCUAAGGACCUUGUACCUUCUUGGCUGCCCUCCCUUCGGUGUUCCUGUGGCCAUGUCUGGCUCACUGGCUCCAGGGUUAGGUGUGGCUUCCUGCUUGGCUCUCAGCUCUUUGGGGUCCUUAGGCAUAGAGCUGACUAGGCUUGGUUCCUGCCUGUGGCCUAUAUGCCCAUGUCCUUGUGAUCCAGGAAUUUCUUUUUUCUGUAUUCAAGAUAGGGUUUACAGGGUCUCACUAUGUAGAUGGGACUUGUAGUA
This is a messenger RNA of Octodon degus (degu), 3258 nucleotides long. RefSeq names its product WD repeat domain 4 (gene Wdr4). The transcript has 11 exons. NCBI's taxonomy places the organism in Eukaryota, Metazoa, Chordata, Mammalia, Rodentia, Octodontidae. Gene Ontology annotation, biological process: RNA (guanine-N7)-methylation. Gene Ontology annotation, cellular component: cytosol; nucleus; tRNA methyltransferase complex. The coding region runs from base 49 to 1287 and encodes 412 amino acids. The record is from RefSeq and is a predicted model, not a curated record. Gene Ontology annotation, molecular function: protein binding; tRNA (guanine(46)-N7)-methyltransferase activity.